UGUAAUUUGACUGCCGCCCUCAGAGUAUCAGUCAGUCGACUCUGUGAGUGAAGUGCACCUGGAAGCUUCUUUUAUUUUCUUCCCCCCCUUCUCCCAAAUAUGUCCAUCAAUCGGAAAAACUGGUCAGCUUUGUCCAGCCUCGCUCGUCAGUGGACGAUGGAGGACGAGGAGGAGGUCGAGAGGGAGAAGAGGAGGAGGGUGAAGAGCUCGACCAGCGCCGACCCAGAUUCUGACUUGAGUCCAACGCAGAGAAGCGCACCCACAAGCGACAGCACCACUGUGACGGACUCCUCCAGUGAGACGUCCCAGGGCCUCAGCAGCGUGGAGCAGAUGCAGGUGGACUUUGUGGAGAUGCUGCGAGUGCGUGACGAAAAGCGGAGGAUGAGGCACGUGGAGACGUUGAGACGACAGAAGGAGGAGGAAGAGAAGGAUGAAGGAGAGGCCGGCAGAGGAGGAGGUGCCAGGCUGGAGAUACUGGGAGACGUGGAUGAGGAGCGGGGCAGCAACACGGUCAAAACACAAUCACCUGUAAAACCAGCCAGCAGUGCCACCAUCAGCAGCAGCAGCAAAACCAGAGUUAACAUCACAAACAGACAACAUGAAAACGGAGAGUCGUCGGGUAAAGACCCUGAUCCUAAACCGUCAUCCACCCCGACCCGCAAGUUUGUCAGUUCUGUCUCCAUCUCACUCGACAAGAGCCCGUCCAUCAGCGGGUGCUCGUCUCCCAUGAGCCCACGCUCUCCGACGACGCCCGGGUCACCGCAAGAACGUUGGCCUUCACCCUGCCAGAGUCCUCGGGUAGUUAAAAGCGUUCUUCAGAACGGACACGCGAAGCACCCCACCAAUGGAAACUUUGAACCGACGGCCAAACCUGCCUUUAUCAAACAGAGCUCCAGGACUGUAUCUUUCAGGAUGAUGAGAAAGAAAGAAGAGGAGACUUCACCGCUGCAGAGGAGUGCGAGUAUGAGGAUGGCCUCCAAGAAGUUUGAACCCAAUACAGACCAAAAUGAAGAUGAAGACAAAGCGUCAUCUUUCCAGAGAGGCUCCAAGCAGAGGGUUUCAUCCAGAUCCAUCCAAGAGAAGAUGGAGAGACUGGCUCAGGCUGCACAGAAGUCAGAACCGAUGCGAUCUCCAGACGUGACCCAGAGAACCCUAUUCCUGCUGGACGAGGUGUCCAGGAAGAGAGGCCUCUUUGAGAAGGAGCAGGCGGCACAGAAUCCCACCAGUCCGGGAGUUUCCAGACAGGAGUUUAGGAGCUUCACAUCAGGAAUGUCCGACCGGAUCAACCGCUGGAUCAACAAGACCCACCAAACAGGGUCUGCACACGGUCCCACUGACUUGAGACACGUGGACAUCAAUAGUAAGAGGAGCUUGUUUGAGAACAGGGGGGAGGACGGUGUCUCAAAAGUCAGCCCCGGAAAAACCUUCAAGUGAAGCACGAUCAUUGAUAAUGCUCAACCGGUUUUCACAUACAGCAGGAGGAGAGGCAGAGAUAGGGAAGAUUAAUGGAUGCCAUGACUGACUGAUUUUAUUUUUCUUCAAGUUUUUUUUUUUUUUUCUUCACUGCUAAAGUACACAAGAGGAACCAGCAGGAGUCACCCAGGAAAGAAGUGUGUUGGGUUGUAGAUUUAGAGGACUGAAACGGAGGACACUGCUUUUAAAGUUAGGAGGCUUCUAUCAUACACUUAUGCUUCUCUUAGGAUAAAUUUGUCUUGUUUCAAACACUGAAAUACAAGAGAGAGACGUUUAAAGUUCGGGCGAGGGAAGGAGUGAAAAAGGAAUGUGGACAUGAGAGGAAGAGAAAAGUGGGAGAAAAAAGGGAAAGGGUGGUGGAAUUUCUUUUGUUUAAAAAAAGGAAAAACCUUUUCAUGUGUUUGCAUCUGUGUAAUUUUUUCAAGCACUUUAAAACGGUGAAGGUCUUGUGAGCUAAUGAUGUCUUUGUUUAUUAAACUGGGAACGCUGUAAUUGUAUGUUUUAUCUAAUCUGCCAAAAAAAUAAUUUUUGUGUUUUAUCUGGACUUGUGGACAAGAUUCUGCCUGUCUAAGGAAUAAAAUGUUUUACAUUUUA
Stegastes partitus (bicolor damselfish) is the source of this 2067-nucleotide messenger RNA. It is a transcript of the gene lad1, whose product is annotated as ladinin. NCBI's taxonomy places the organism in Eukaryota, Metazoa, Chordata, Actinopteri, Pomacentridae. The record is from RefSeq and is a predicted model, not a curated record. The transcript is spliced from 14 exons. Gene Ontology annotation, molecular function: structural molecule activity. The coding region runs from base 100 to 1434 and encodes 444 amino acids.